This is a messenger RNA of Phyllotreta striolata, 307 nucleotides long. Lineage: Eukaryota; Metazoa; Arthropoda; Insecta; Coleoptera; Chrysomelidae. The record is from the annotation of a GenBank genome assembly.
GACGUUUCGUUUACAUCAUUUGUCAUUUUCGACAACCCGUCAUUCCAUUUUUAGAGGAUCGAAUUUUGUUGAAUUUUUGCAUUCAACGAACAAAAAUGGGUUUUUCCAGUACUGUUUAUAACGCAAUUUUCAAAAGAACAUCCACAAUGGCUUUGGCUGUCAUUGUGUCUGCCUUUGCAUUUGAAAGAACCUUCGACCUGGUUACAGACAGUAUAUUUGAAAAAGUUAAUGAAGGGAAAUUAUGGAAACACAUAAAGGAUAAAUAUGAAACAGAAGAAUAAGUCAGUUAUGUUGUAUUAGUGUAGCC